AUGUGUCGUGCACAGCGCAAAAGAAAUUCCAAUAAUCAUAUCCUGACCUUAAUGUCUGUGGCUGCUCAAAUCUACAAGCACCCCAGCCUGAAGAAUUCUAUCAACCUGGUGGUGGUGAAGGUUUUGGUAGUGGAAGAUGAAAAGGAUGGACCAGAAGUGUCGGACAAUGGUGGUCUGAUGUUGAGAAACUUCUGCAAUUGGCAACAGUUCUUCAACCCUCCAAGUGACCGUCACCCAGAACACUAUGACACGGCAAUCCUGCUGACCAGACAGGAUUUCUGCGGACAUCAAACCUGCAGGACCCUCGGAGUGGCUGAGACUGGCACCAUGUGUGACCCAAACAAAAGCUGUUCUGUGAUAGAAGAUGAGGGUCUUCAAGCAGCUUACACCUUGGCCCAUGAAUUAGGGCAUGUACUCAGCAUGCCUCAUGAUGACUCCAAGAGUUGCGAAAGGCUUUUUGGGACAUUAGGAAAACAUCACAUGAUGGCUCCAUUAUUUAUUCAUCUGAACAAGACCCUGCCUUGGUCCCCCUGCAGUGCCAUGUAUAUCACAGAAUUCCUAGAUGGAGGACAUGGUAACUGUCUGCUUGAUGAACCAGCCCAAACUAUCACCCUCCCGACUGACCUUCCAGGCCAAAUACCAAUGUAUAACUUAGACCAACAGUGCCAGCAAAUAUUUGGCAAAGAGUUCGAACACUGUCCAAAUGCCACACAGGAAGACGUCUGCUCCCAGCUUUGGUGCAAGUUGGAAAACGGAGAGCAACUCUGCCACACCAAAAAUGGCAGCUUGCCCUGGGCUGAUGGGACACCCUGUGGGCCAGGGAAAAUGUGCCUGGAGAGCCACUGCGUGGCACAAGAUACAGUGAUGCCCAAGCUUCCUGUGGAUGGAAACUGGGGGCCCUGGAGCUCGUGGGGGCCAUGUUCCAGGACAUGUGGCGGAGGGGUGCAUUUCUCUUACAGAGACUGUGACAACCCAGUGCCCAAAAAUGGGGGCAAAUACUGUGAGGGACAAAGAGUGCAAUAUGAGUCUUGCAACAUUGAGGAAUGCUCCCCAACUGGCAAGAGCUUUCGAGAGCACCAGUGCGAGAAAUAUGACAGAUACAACUUCACCGACUUGAAUGGGAAUUUGCUAGAAUGGGUCCCCAUGUAUGCUGGAGUGUCUCCUCGAGAUCGUUGCAAGUUAGUCUGCCGGGCGAAAAGAGGGAAUGAAUUCAAAGUCUUUGAGACCAAAGUGAUUGACGGGACAACGUGUGCACCUGAUACACUCUCUGUCUGUGUGCAUGGACAAUGCAUCAAGGCUGGUUGUGAUCAUAUUAUUGGUUCUUCCAAGAAACUAGACAAAUGUGGAGUUUGUGGUGGGGACUGCUCAACUUGCAGAAAAAUAUCCGGCUCACUCAACAAAUCCAAGUUUGGCUACAACGACAUCGUCACCAUUCCAGCAGGGGCGACCAACAUUGACAUCAAGCAACACAGCCGAGGAGUAAGGCAUGAUGGGAAUUAUUUAGCUCUGCGGACCCUGGAUGGCAAGUACCUACUGAACGGAAACUUCACCGUCUCAGCUAUGGAACAAGACAUCUUUGUGAAGGGGACUGUCCUGAGGUACAGCGGCUCCCUGACCACCCUGGAACGCCUCCAGAGUUACCAGCAGCUCCCCGAAUCCAUUGUCGUUCAGGUGUUGACCGUUUCCAGCGAGAUGUUCCUCCCCAAGGCAUUCCCUCCGCCCAAGGUGAAAUAUACCUUUUUUAUCCCCAAGGACCUCCAAUUCAACAAGCAGAAGAUCAAGGAGAAAAGCUUGGCCAACAUGAUCAAACCCUUGUUGACCUCACAGUGGGUUCUGGGAGACUGGUCAGAGUGCUCCAAGUCCUGUAGCUCGGGUUGGCAACGGCGGACAGUAGAAUGCCUGGAUGUGGAAGGGCAGCCUUCCUCCACCUGUGACAAGGCCGUCCAACCCGAGGACAUCAAACCAUGCAGUGGUCUUCCUUGCCCCAUCUGGCAGAUGGGGCCAUGGUCCCCCUGUUCCCAAACAUGUGGAGAAGGAAUGCGGACACGAAGUGCCUUGUGCAUUGACUACCUAGGCAAGCCUGUUGCCUUCGAGAAAUGCAAUUCGUCGCAGCCUCCAGCAGCCACUACUCUCUGUGUCCUCCAGGAGUGUUGAAGUGAACUGAAGGCUGGCGGGCAAUCUAAGAGGCCUCUGUAACUUAGUCUAACUACUAACCUAACUCCAAAUAGGCUUGGCGUCUUCAAGCAAGGGAGUAGUUUUAAAGCCAACGGGGCACUAAUUGACUUGAAGCAGUCCUGUUUCAUAUCCCUGUUUGAAAGAUUAGAAGGCAUGGGUUACCACCACUAAUCCCCCUCCCCUUUCUCUCUUUUCCCUGUUGUACUUUCUUUUCCUCCAAAUUGACAUCUACCUCAGUGGGGGGGGGGGAUAGAAUUUUUGAUAAAUCAUUUGACGUUUUUGGAGAGAGGGAAAAAAAAUGUCUGCAGGCCGAUACUUGGUAGCUAAGGGAAAUUUGUGUCCUAAGUCGGCUCGGCAGGCGAGCCAAAACUCACCUACGCUUUCACCUGGCACCUUUGCCAAUUGGAUUUUAGAGACGUUAUUUAAGAGGCUGCUGUUCCUGCAAAUACGGAGUUAAUCCCCAUGAUCGCAGUUGGGUGCAUCCUUCAGUUAGCAAAACAGUAUGCCUUCUUUGGGAAGGCAUACAGGCAUACAAAAUUCGGUCUUUGAUAUUGGCAACCGGUAAGUCGGUUCUAUAAGGGAUGCAGUGGCUCAGUGGCUAAGACGCUGAGCUUGUCAGUCAGGAAGGUCUGCACU
Thamnophis elegans (Western terrestrial garter snake) is the source of this 2811-nucleotide messenger RNA. RefSeq names its product A disintegrin and metalloproteinase with thrombospondin motifs 8-like. The record is from RefSeq and is a predicted model, not a curated record. Gene Ontology annotation, molecular function: metalloendopeptidase activity; zinc ion binding. The transcript is spliced from 9 exons. Gene Ontology annotation, biological process: extracellular matrix organization; proteolysis. NCBI's taxonomy places the organism in Eukaryota, Metazoa, Chordata, Lepidosauria, Squamata, Natricidae. The coding region runs from base 1 to 2154 and encodes 717 amino acids.